This is a messenger RNA of Phyllostomus hastatus (greater spear-nosed bat), 7390 nucleotides long. It is a transcript of the gene STAU2, whose product is annotated as staufen double-stranded RNA binding protein 2. Bases 18 to 1667 code for a protein of 549 amino acids. NCBI's taxonomy places the organism in Eukaryota, Metazoa, Chordata, Mammalia, Chiroptera, Phyllostomidae. The record is from RefSeq and is a predicted model, not a curated record. The transcript is spliced from 12 exons.
CUUCUCUCCAAGAUAAAAUGGCAAACCUCAAAGAGAAAACUCCAAUGUGUCUGGUAAAUGAGUUAGCCCGUUUCAAUAGAGUCCAACCCCAGUAUAAACUUCUGAAAGAAAGAGGGCCUGCUCAUUCGAAGAUGUUCUCAGUGCAACUGAGUCUUGGUGAGCAGACAUGGGAAUCGGAAGGCAGCAGUAUCAAGAAGGCCCAACAAGCUGUUGCUAAUAAAGCUUUGGCUGAAUCUACACUUCCCAAACCAGUUCAGAAACCACCCAAAAGUAAUGUUAAUAAUAACCCAGGUAGUAUUACUCCCACUGUGGAACUGAAUGGGCUUGCCAUGAAGAGGGGAGAGCCUGCCAUCUACAGGCCCCUAGAUCCAAAGCCUUUCCCAAAUUAUAGAGCUAAUUACAACUUCCGGGGCAUGUACAAUCAGAGGUAUCAUUGCCCGAUGCCUAAGAUCUUUUAUGUUCAGCUGACUGUAGGAAAUAAUGAAUUUUUUGGGGAAGGGAAGACUCGACAAGCUGCUAGACACAACGCCGCCAUGAAAGCCCUCCAAGCACUGCAGAAUGAACCCCUUCCAGAAAAAUCUCCUCAGAAUGGUGAAUCUGGAAAAGAAGUGGAUGAUGACAAAGAUGCAAAUAAAUCUGAGAUCAGCUUAGUGUUUGAAAUUGCUCUGAAGCGAAAUAUGCCCGUCAGUUUUGAGGUUAUUAAAGAAAGUGGACCACCCCAUAUGAAAAGCUUUGUUACUCGGGUGUCAGUGGGAGAGUUCUCUGCAGAAGGAGAGGGAAAUAGCAAAAAACUGUCCAAGAAGCGCGCUGCAACCACUGUCUUACAGGAGCUUAAGAAACUUCCACCUCUUCCUGUGGUUGAAAAGCCAAAACUAUUUUUUAAAAAACGCCCUAAAACAAUAGUCAAAGCUGGACCAGAAUAUGGUCAAGGAAUGAACCCCAUUAGCCGCCUGGCUCAAAUUCAACAGGCCAAGAAGGAGAAGGAGCCAGACUAUGUUUUGCUUUCAGAGAGAGGAAUGCCUCGACGUCGGGAAUUUGUGAUGCAGGUCAAGAUAGGCAAUGAAGUUGCUACUGGAACAGGACCUAAUAAAAAGAUAGCUAAAAAAAAUGCUGCGGAAGCAAUGCUGUUACAGCUUGGUUAUAAAGCAUCCACUAGUCUUCAGGAUCAACUUGACAAGACAGGGGAAAACAAAGGAUGGAGUGGCCCAAAGGCUGGUUUUCCUGAACCAACAAAUAACACUCCAAAAGGAAUUCUUCAUUUGUCUCCUGAUGUUUAUCAAGAGAUGGAAGCCAGCCGCCACAAAGUAAUCUCUGGCACUACCCUAGGCUAUUUGUCACCCAAAGAUAUGAACCAACCCUCCAGCUCUUUCUUCAGUAUAUCUCCCACCUCGAAUAGCUCAGCCACAAUUGCCAGGGAACUCCUAAUGAAUGGAACAUCUCCUACAGCAGAAGCCAUAGGGUUAAAAGGAAGUUCUCCUACUCCCCCUUGUCCUGCAGUACAACCUUCAAAACAGCUGGAAUAUUUAGCAAGGAUUCAAGGCUUCCAGGCAGCUUUAAGUGCCUUGAAACAAUUUUCUGAGCAAGGACUGGAUCCAAUGGAAGGGGCAAUGAAUAUUGAAAAAGGUUCUCUUGAAAAGCUGGAAGAUACAGACUCUUUCAACUAUUAAGGGAGAACUACUACGCUGUGACAGGACCGUCGAAAAAAGUGAUCUGACUCCUCACAUACUUCACAGACCCGCCACAGUGCUGCAUGUAUGAGAGAUACACGUUUCAGCUUGAUUUUACUUCUUUGUAGUAGUAAGCAGGAAUGGGUAAGGUUGUAAUUAUGAUUUUUGUCUGCUUGAUAGCCAAAAAAAGGCAAGCUGUGGUAUUUGCAGUCAUUACAGGUUCACCUUUAGGCUCUAUAGCUUACAUACAGCCUUUAUAGCACAGAACUGCAAUAAGGCAGCAUUGCAAAGCAGCUUAUAUAUUCUAAGCUAAACCAGAAAACCUAUCCCUAAGUAAUUAAGUCUAUAAGUGUUCUUUUAAGUAUCCAGUUAUGAUUGUUUCCAAUUAGUUAAAAAGUAUAAAAUUUAUUCUUGAUGGUAUUCAGAAAUCAUUUUUAAGUAUUAAAAGUUUGUUUAGUUUUGAAAUACGAGUAUAGAUUUAGAAGGAGGGGCCCUAUUUUUAAGUUCUUAAGUAUAACUCAGUGUUACAUCUCAAGAAAUUACACACAGUAUAAAAUACCAAUAAGAAUAUGCUACUUGGUGCCCUCACUGUGACCAUCACAUGGCAGUGUCCCCUCUAACUCUGGCUGGUGGCUGGCCCUGCCCAGAAUCACAGGCACCCAAAUGGGCUGGCUCUAAUGACUUCCUAUAGUCAUGUGCCACAGUGUUGCUAUCAACGUCUAAAUGACUAAUCAAGGUCCCAGCACCAUAUAGAGAAGUAGGUGAUAGAAGAUUAACAUAUUCCUAACAGUUUUUAAAGCUUGAUUUGUUGCCAAGUUUCUCAAACUAAUGAAUGUCCUCUCCCCUCAAAUUAGUCUAGUAGUGUUAACUUAUUUAUUCAACAAGCGUUUCUUGAACAUCUACUACAUGCAAGUUCUCUAUUCUGAUCUGACCAGCAAUGAGAAAAUGAUAGCGGGUCCCCUUCCAGUAUCUAUGCAGAAUUUAUACUCACCAGCACUUAACUGUGUUAAAUCAGAACAUCAAAUAUAAAGCAGUUCUAGUUUAUCCCUCACUAAAGCAGGGUCUUAUGGCUUCAUGUUCUACAAAAAAAUGUCAUUUGAGUUUCUUCCUCUUGUGCCCUCGCCAAAGUAGCUUGAAGGGACAUUUAAGCCCCUGGUUUUGUACAUAAAGGAAAAAGAAAGAGAAACAAAAGAAUCCAAACAGGGCUAAGUGACAAACCUUUUCCAACUGUGGGAUGUAAAUAUAUUUUUCAGGGAAAUAUGCUUCACUUUAAGUAGCUAGUAAAGAGUAACAUAGGUUUGUUUUAAUCUGAAGAUUUCUUUUCAGAGGAAGGGGUUAGUUUAGAAAAAAGUAAUGUUAGAUCAAUGUUUUGUUUAAAACACAUCAUUUCUUGCCUGAUCAGAGACAGAUCUGGCCUGUAUGAAUCAAAUCCGAUGUGUCAUUGUAUUUUCUCAUUCCAAGACAAAGGCCUAUAUUCUUCAUUCAGAAAGACUUACCACUCACAGGUCUAAUACUACAAUUACUGUGACAACUACAAACAGUGUCAGGAAAACUGAGGUGCUGAGAAAAGUGAGAAGUGAACUAAGCACCCAAGGCCAAAGUCGGCCUCAGAACCCAGACUGCUUGUCUUUCAAAACUGAUGUCAAACACUCAGCUCCUACUGUGCACCAGGGACAAGAGCAUUCACAUAGGGAUUGAUCAAAUUUCUUUUUAAACUUGAGUUUUCAGGGUUCACCCUGGAGCCUGAUCCACAUGACUGAGCACUAAGGCUGUUAAUCAUUUUCUUUGCUGCCUGAAUGGAGGCAAGCAAUUACUGCUCAUGCAUUAUUUCCACAACCAAACUCCUGCCUUAUGUCUGGAGCACAUUACCAAAUAAACUUUGAUCAACAUGAAUUCUAUCCCUUACUUUACAAGAAAAAUGCUAUGAGCGGCGAGAAAGCAUCCCACUUUCAGGAAUUUUCCCAAGAAACCUGACUAGUUUUCUUUUCUAAUUACUCUUGCCCUCAACAGUCUGGUAGAUGACAUCUGAGAUAGCACAGCAUAUUCUGUCCUUGACACAGUCUGACAGCACACAGAAAUCUGGCACUGCAUAAUGAAUUAUUAAUGUAUGAGAUGGGGACCAGCGAAAGGUGAAGUGCUAGUUGCCAUGACACCAGUCAGUUCAAGCUAAGGCUCGCGAUCUUUCACUUUGUCUCAAAGAGUCUUUAGCAGAACGUAAAGGACAAAUCUGAAGCGCACACCCAAACAGCUUAAGUGUAAAUUCAUGGCUGUGCCAACACUAGAGAAUCUGAGUGGUGUGGCUCAGGCAACUCACUGAACACCAGACUGCUGUGAUUUCUCCCCUAUAGGGAUGGGUUAUGUGGACUGGGAGCUAGCACCUGGUAAGGAGACCCCUAAAGGAAGUACAGAAUUGGUUGGUGUCAAUGGUGGUUCGCAAGGUUGGGUAGAUGCUUAACCUACGUCAGAGAAUUAUACUCCACCACCAUAUCCUCUUACUCAAAUGUCUAAGAAACAGAGGAGGACAUCCAGUUCCUUUCUCAUCAGGAAAAUAGGGUUGACUGGAUCUUGAUCUCAAAAUCAGUAACCAAUGUACGCUAACUGGUCUGUUAAGUGCAAGAAUUUAGAGUACGCUAACUGGUCUGUUUAAGUGCAAGAAUUAAGAUAAUCUAGGGAUUAUCUUACCUUGAAAACUCUUAAUAGUGGCCCCUGGCUAAAAAGUAUGGAACUAUACCUUUGAUUACCCAGGAUCAACUUUUAUCACAAGACUCCAAUACCAUAGUCUGCCACCAGCUGACAGGGAUGCUAUACGACUUAAAAGAAAACAGAAGGAAAAGGGACAUCCACAUGGACACUGACAUUCCUAUGGAACAUAUUUAACAAGUCUAGUAUCUCCACAGCUCCUCAGGGGUCCUCUUCAAAGAACCAGGCACUUAGAACAAGGCACUUUGAAAAAUAACUGUAAAGGUCAUAUUUAUAAUACAAACAAGAACUUCUUGAACAGAAGUGUGACUGGAUAUAGACAUGACAUGUCAUAUCUCGAGAAAUCUUUGAAUGUUAAGUUUACGCCAAAUUAACUUCCAACAGUCCCAGCCAUCCAGAUUGUUCCUGGUGCUCUAAUGACAGACUGCAGCGCAGAGCCUGCGGCUGCAAUGUCAGGACAAAUUAGCCUAAAAUUAAACAAGACAGAAUGUGAAGAAAUGUGGUAUCUGGCAAAGUCUGACUUUUGAAAGUGUGAGAUUGAUGAUGACAUUUUAAAGGUGCAGGUAAGACACCCAGACUGUGUUCUCCAUAUUUGCUAGCAAGUCCAAGUUAAUGGGUACGAAGAGGAAAGUAAAGUUAGUUUCUCACAGCAGGAAAAAGCCUCAUACUGUAUUUGUGCGCAUGUGUGUAUUUUUACAACUGUCCUGUGGUCAAUUCAAGGAAAGGCAUAUUUUAAAAGAACUGUUUUGAAGUGUUUAUCUCUCAUUUGAACAUCCAAGAAACAGAGCAGACAUUCUAAGGAGACCCAUAAAUCAUAUUAUGGUGGGGAGAUUAAUACCAUCAGCAUUUAUAUGGUACAGUUUUCUGAUGUUUAAAGGUUUUUAGAAUAUCCAAAUAACAGCAAUAUAUACAAUUAAAAAUUAUACAAUCAAGACUUCAAUGAAUAAAGAACAUCCAACUAACUGGACAUCCUUAAGGUGCCCACCCCUCCAAGAGGUUCAACAACCCUCCCUGGAGUGUGUUGCUUCUUCUGUCUGUGCUGCUACCAAAGUAACUUAUUUUUGUCAGUAUCACAUGGGACCACACUGCUUAUUUACAAGGCUAAAAUGACAUCUGGUGGCACUCUUUGCUGAAAACUCAGAUCCUGCUCCUGGAGAACUGUGAUUCAACAAUACCGACUAUUGAAGGUGCUGAAAAUGUAGUGACCUGUGUUACAAAGGUUACCAGGAUAAACCAUUAGCAUGUUCAGACACUUACAAUGGCAACAUACCUCCAACCUAACCUGGGAAAGGAACCUAUGGUUAAAUGUAUACUCUUUAUGCAGUGGAUUUAAAUGAAUACACUGACCACCAAAAUUUAGACAUUUCACUUUGACAUAGAAAAUGCUACUUGAAAUUUUUCAUUGCAAAAUUAUCUUCAACUAAGAAGUAAAAUAUGAACCUAUCUAUGCUACUAAUAUACUGACUUGAAGUAUUUUAGAUACAAUCAACAGCACAAAUUCUUAAAUUCAUAUAACUCGAUCCUGGUUUUUUUCUUUUUCCUAUGUAGAUGUGUUUGUAGACAGAAAGGGGCAAAUUGUUCAAUAGAGCCCCAAGAUACUGACACCUGGAACUAUUCUGUCUUAACAAAAAGUCCAUCAAAAUCUACAUCAGAUGAAUAUAAGAUAUUCUGUCUUUAACUAUAGGGGAGGGACAUGAGAUGAUGUUGUAAUCAUCGAAGGCGUACCAUCUAAUGUCCUUUUUUUACGAUUGUGUUGUAGCUGCAGGAUUAGCUUCACAUUUGCAGGCAGAAGGAGUUAAUCCUUAACACUCAUGCACAAGUCCACUCCCAGAGCUGCCCUGCAACCAAGAAGCUAAUAAAAGAGUGUGGCUUUUCAAACCAACACCUAUAUGAUGACACCACAAAUUAUUCAGCAAAAAUAAGUGCUUCAUUAACUUGCCUUACCAUUGCUGAAGCAUGAGAUGAUUCUACCCCAAGGCAGAAACUCAGAUAUCAAGAUUCCCUUACAUUUUAGAGAGUGCUAUACAGAAACUAAAAAAGGAGGUGACUUAAAACUCACACUGUUUGGAAAGUAUGCUGGCCUUUGGAGUUCAGAAACCACAUGGUCCUGACUGCCAAUCACUUAACCUUCCUUGUUACUUGACCUCUCUUGACUUAACUCAUUUGUGACAUGAAAAGGAGAUCUCCAAGUUUCUUAGCUCAAAAAUGUUAUGAUGACAUAUAUCCAAUAAUUCUUUUCCUGCCCUGCUUUCAAAAUACAAGUUGUAACACUGAGGUAUUACUUGCAUAAGACUCUCGUAAAUGACUCAGUGAGGUAUCACUCCAUUAGUGUCGGCAUCUGGUGAGCAGUAAAAAUAUCUAUUCAUCAAACAUGUAUAUGUUAUUGUCAUGCCUGUGCCUGAAAAUAAUGUAAUUCAAAUUCAUGCUUCUUCUAUAUUGAAAAAUUACAAAUUAUCUGCAAAACUAUCACUGCUUUUCUGUGUUUGACUUUAGCCAAUGGAAGCUCUGUAUGUUAAAAGAAACUAUGAAUCCUGAGCACUGUUUCUGCAAGGCUGUUUUCCCUGACCCUCCCCCUGGCUGAGUUCCAGAUGAUCAAAGGAGUAUUCCAGGAUCUCCCUCAAGCUCAAGCCCCUCCCCGUAUUUAAUAACUCUUUAUAGAAUAAUGAAAAUAGCCCACAAAAUUGCAGCCAAAUCGUUGGCUGAACAACAGGUUGUCAUUAAUCCCUUUGCUUUGCCUCAUACUCAAAUCACAUCUCAGAAACUCUAAUAAAGACGGAUCUUCCAAAGGGCAGAGGUUUUGUUCUGCUCUAGUGACUGGUAACCACUUCCAUGAGGCAUGAACACGUGCACACAGGCUUGCCCCUGCUCGGGCUGUCUGCAGCGGCAGGGCCCUUCCCCACCCUACCCUCCAACAGCCCAGCCUCGCAAGGCUCCUGUGAUCACCUUCCAUCAUCCCUUGUGUUUCAUAUGUGUAAACAGUUCAGAUUCUUCUGUUUUCUACUUUGCUUACUGUGGAAUCUUUU